Lontra canadensis (Northern American river otter) is the source of this 706-nucleotide messenger RNA. RefSeq names its product stearoyl-CoA desaturase 5 (gene SCD5). NCBI's taxonomy places the organism in Eukaryota, Metazoa, Chordata, Mammalia, Carnivora, Mustelidae. The transcript has 4 exons. The coding region runs from base 1 to 654 and encodes 217 amino acids. The record is from RefSeq and is a predicted model, not a curated record. Gene Ontology annotation, molecular function: oxidoreductase activity, acting on paired donors, with oxidation of a pair of donors resulting in the reduction of molecular oxygen to two molecules of water.
AUGGCGGCCCACAUCUUCAUUCGUGUUCUAUCACUUGCGCUCACUCCGGUCGGGCCGUCAUGGAUUGUCAAAGAGGGUCUGUUUUUGAGGAAGAGGACAUUCAGCUGGACGGAGGUUGUGCUGGGGGUGAAGCCCAGGCCGCCUUCUCCUCCCACUUGGGAAGCUCCGCGGCUGGCACUCUCCCUCCACGCCAGAGCCCAGGCUGAAGGUGGCUUCCCUAAGAAGUCCAGGUACUAUAAGAUCACCGUGGUGCUCAUGUGCUUCGCUGUCCCCACGACGGUGCCCUGGUGCUUCUGGGGGGAGAGUCUGUGGAACUCCUACUUCUUGGCUUCCAUCCUCUGCUACACCAUCUCCCUCAACGCCACCUGGCUGGUCAACAGUGUUGCCCACAUGUACGGGAACCGGCCCUACGACAAGCACAUAAGCCCCUGGCAGAACUUGCUCAUCACUCUGGGUACCAUUGGUGAAGGCUUCCACAAUUACCACCACACCUUUCCCUUUGACUACUCCGCAAGUGAAUUCAGCUUAAAUUUCAACCCAACCACCUGGUUCAUUGACCUCAUGUGCUGGCUGGAGCUGGCCACUGACCGCAAACGGGCAACCAAGCCGAUGAUCGAGGCCCGGAAAGCCAGGACUGGAGAUGGGAGCUUGUGAACGUGGGGCCGCCGUUUGCUAUGUCUGCCAUCGACACCUGAGUUCAUGGCUC